AGCAAAAUAUAAAUUCCAUAUAGUUCACUUGUUCAGGUCAAAUCGUUACAACGUGAAAAAUAUUGUGAUUUUUUUUUCUUUCAUUUUUCACAAAAAAUAUCAAAUUUAACUCUCCAUUCAUUCACAUCAGAGGCAAAAAAUGUCAGACAACUAUGGUUCAAAUGUGCCAUAUAGAAUCCAAAAGAUUGAUGUUAGUCGCUGCACAAAAUUUCUCGGACCACAAACGACAGAAUACUCGACGGAAACGCUGAAACGUCGCAACGAAUAUGGAAAACCAAAGAGUGGCAGUUUGACGGAGAUGCGAGGACAAAAAGCGAGCAUUCACGUGUUUCAAGAUAUGCUGCAAUUGUGUGAGAUAAUUGACAUUGAAGGACAAAUUUACAACGGAGCAAAUCACAAAAUGAUCCUUUUUGGCGAUUUAUUUCAUCUUUACGCGACAGUCAAUGACAAACUCGUUGGAAUCUUAUUGCGUGCCCGAAAGCAUGGAUACGUUCAAUUUGAAGGCGAAAUGUUAUAUCAGCGACGUGAUGAUGACGUACCCGUAUUCUUAACUAAUACGCUUGAAAAUAUCACAAUGGAUAUACGUAAAAAACAAAAUGAAAUUAGUAUGAAAAUCAUCGAGAAUCCUGUGGCAACAACUUUAUUGUAAAAUGCAGCGCUGUGGUUUGAAUAAUAUUUAUUUUUAACAACAAAAAAUUUUACGAGUCAA
This is a messenger RNA of Culicoides brevitarsis, 709 nucleotides long. Its product is annotated as actin-binding Rho-activating protein-like. Gene Ontology annotation, cellular component: sarcomere. Gene Ontology annotation, molecular function: actin binding. Gene Ontology annotation, biological process: positive regulation of transcription by RNA polymerase II; positive regulation of Rho protein signal transduction. Lineage: Eukaryota; Metazoa; Arthropoda; Insecta; Diptera; Ceratopogonidae. The record is from RefSeq and is a predicted model, not a curated record. The coding region runs from base 140 to 649 and encodes 169 amino acids. The transcript has 3 exons.